GAAGUUUGAUCCCUUCCACGCUUUCACAUGGUCUUCUUCUUCACACCCAGCUGAGAUCUCACAGACACUCACACACUUCCAAUCACCUCUCUCUCUCUCUCCUCUCUCUCACUCCUCAUUCCACUUUCCAAUCAGCUGAGAGAGAGAAAACCCAAACCCUUUGCUGCUGCUGCUGCUGCUGCUAGAAUCAAAACACCAUUCAAUCAUCAAUAAUCGAUCAUACUCUGUUUUGAGCCUUCUGAUCGGAAGUUUUGGUUGCUCCAAUGGCGGUGGCCAUGCGAGGCAGCCGAGGAGGAGGGUCGGGUUUUGGCGGGUUCAGCCUCCGGAGCUUCUUCUCGUACCGGAUCUUUGUCUCGGCUAUGUUCUCUCUCCUCUUCAUUGCUACGCUUUCUGUUAUCCUCACCACAAAUCCUUCAACUCCGCACCACGACUCUGCACUUCCAACAACUGGAAACGCGUACAUGCGUAGGACGUUUUUAGCUUUAAAUUCCGACCCUUUGAAAACCAGAUUAGAUUUGAUAUAUAAGCAAGCCAAUGAUCAUGUUACUCUGGUGAAUGCUUACGCGGCGUACGCCAGGAAGCUUAAGCUUGAGAUAUCUAGGCAAAUGAGAAUGUUUGAUGAUUUGGCGUCAAAUUUCUCUGAUCUUCAAAUGAAGCCGGGUUACAGAACUGCAUUGUUUGAAUCAGACGGUCCGUUGGAUGAGGAUGUUUUGAGGCAUUUUGAGAAGGAUGUGAAGGAUAAGGUCAAAAUUGUUCGGUUGAUGAUUGCGGAGUCAAAGGAAAAUUAUGAUAAUCAGCUCAAGAUUCAGAAGUUGAAGGAUACCAUUUUUGCUGUUAAUGAGUUGCUUAUAAAGGCAAAGAAGAAUGGGGCAUUUGCAAGCUCGAUUGCCGCAAAAUCGAUACCAAAAAGUUUGCAUUGUUUGGCCAUGAGGCUUGUUGAGGAAAGAAUAUCACAUCCGGAGAAGUACAAGGAAGAAGAACCAAGCCCCGAAUUUGAGGAUCCAAGUUUGUAUCAUUUUGCAAUUUUUUCGGAUAAUGUCAUCGCAGUCUCAGUGGUUAUACGAUCUGUGGUUAAGAACUCAGUUGAACCGUGGAAACACGUUUUCCAUGUUGUUACAGAUAGGAUGAAUCUUGCUCCGAUGAAGGUUUGGUUUAAGAUGAGGCCUGUGGAACGGGGUGCGUAUGUUGAGGUGAAGGCAGUAGAAGACUUCACUUUCUUGAAUUCUUCAUAUGUGCCGGUGUUGAGGCAACUUGAGUCAGCAAAGUUGCAGAAGUUCUACUUUGAGAAUCGGGCAGAGAAUGCUACCAAGGAUACACAAAACAUGAAGUACAGGAACCCCAAGUACUUGUCAAUGUUGAAUCACCUUCGGUUUUAUUUGCCGGAGAUGUACCCUAAACUGCACAAAAUUCUCUUUUUGGAUGAUGACGUCGUGGUUCAAAAGGACUUGACAGGAUUGUGGAAGAUUGAUUUGGAUGGGAAGGUGAAUGGAGCUGUUGAGACGUGCUUUGGGUCCUUCCAUCGUUACGCCCAGUAUUUGAAUUUUUCACACCCACUUAUCAGGGAGAGGUUCAAUCCCCGGGCUUGUGCUUGGGCCUACGGGAUGAAUAUUUUUGAUCUUGAUGCUUGGAGGCUGGAGAAAAGCACCGAGCAGUACCAUUACUGGCAGAACUUGAAUGAGGACCGGACUCUAUGGAAGCUGGGGACUCUUCCGCCGGGGCUGAUUACCUUCUACUCGACGACCAAGUCUCUGGACAAGUCAUGGCAUGUUCUUGGGCUGGGGUACAAUCCCAGUAUUAGCAUGGACGAGAUUAGAAAAGCUGCGGUCAUUCAUUACAACGGAAACAUGAAACCUUGGUUGGACAUUGCUAUGAACCAAUACAAGAAACUGUGGACGAAUUAUUUGGACAAUGAUAUGGAAUUUGUUCAAAUGUGCAAUUUUGGCUUAUAGAAAAUAAAAACCAUCUUCGCUGCUCGGAUCCAAGUUCAUCAGCGAGUCGCAGCUAUUGUCAGUCACUACGUGCUAAUUCUCACAAGUUUUGGUUUCCUUCGUUAGUCGCAACCUCAGAGCGAAGCUCGGUGAGAAAUUAUGUCGUCUUUCUUUCUUUUUAAUUUUGGGAAAGGCUGCCUGUUAUGCUUGCCUAAAUGUUGUAUCUGUUGCUCAUGUGAAUCAUGGAUUGUACCAGAUUGGGAAUGUGUACGUAGCAAUUCUUCUGCACUUUGCAGUAUAUGUAAUUCACAGAUUCAGAUUACUUGAAGCUUUAGCGAAAACCCGGUGACAACUACCACUGAAGUUUUGAUGGUUGAAGCGUUCAUCAAACGAAUCCGAUCUUACCCUAAAUUCUCUCUUAUCAGAAGACUCAUCUCUCACUUUUUAUCAACGGGAAGUCGAAUAGAAUGCAGUAAUGGUUGAAGCAUUUGUUGUUUGUGAAUGUUCUUAGUAUUCCUGCUAAUGUAGGAAGCUCUUAUUUGUGGCGGGAGUUGUUUAUCCAUGUUCUUAGUAUUCCACCUAAUGUUGUUAUCACAUAAUCAUUAUUCAUUUAUCAAAUUUAGUAGGAAGAUCGUA
Malus domestica (apple) is the source of this 2564-nucleotide messenger RNA. Its product is annotated as probable galacturonosyltransferase 9. NCBI's taxonomy places the organism in Eukaryota, Viridiplantae, Streptophyta, Magnoliopsida, Rosales, Rosaceae. Gene Ontology annotation, molecular function: polygalacturonate 4-alpha-galacturonosyltransferase activity. The record is from RefSeq and is a predicted model, not a curated record.